Messenger RNA from Neohortaea acidophila, 1637 nucleotides. Its product is annotated as alcohol acetyltransferase. The record is from RefSeq and is a predicted model, not a curated record. Gene Ontology annotation, molecular function: N-acetyltransferase activity. The coding region runs from base 160 to 1602 and encodes 480 amino acids. Lineage: Eukaryota; Fungi; Ascomycota; Dothideomycetes; Mycosphaerellales; Teratosphaeriaceae. The transcript is spliced from 2 exons.
GCUGACUCGCAUAUCCAUCUAAUCUGCACGCCCUGCACACUACGCACCUUGUAAAACCAAUGCAAAAUGCUUUCCAGCCCCGCGGUCUCGAGUCAACGCAUCACAGCGCACAUCCCAGGCAAGACUACCCAAGACUGAGGCCGAACGGCCGUCAACGCGAUGAGCGAGGUAGACAUUCUUCGUCCUGCAGGCUACAAUGAACGCAGAUGCAUCUGUCGCGAUGUCCUCGGACUCUAUGGCUAUAUUGUCACUUGCGCGACAUAUACUGGACCGGCUUCACCCAGUAAAGCGAGGAUAUAUGGCGUGCUGAAGGAGUGCAUCAAGCGGCAUCCUGUCCUUAGCACUGUCAUUCGGGAUUCCGCGACGGAGAAACCACAGCUUGGCAGGGCCAUCCGGAUGAAUCUGGAGAAGCAUUUGAACUUCAUUGACCUGCCAGACCAGCCAACGGACGCCUCACAAAGGCUGAAGGAGUGUCUCGAACGGAUUCACAACGAGCCACUCGCGGAGUAUGAGCAAGUGCCGCAGUGGAGAGUCUGGAUCGUCUCAUCAAACACGUCGCGAUCGAAGCAAGCACGGAAUGAGUUUCAGGUUGCUUUUGCUUGCUCUCAUGCUCUCUUAGAUGGUGGGUCUGGAUAUGCGUUUCACAGGACCUUUUUACAAGCACUCUGCAACGCCAAUGCAUUGGAGGCAGACGAGGACUCGACAUUCACGGUCCCGGCGAAUACGGAUGUACUUCCAGCUCUGGAUCGGGCUGCCGUUCUACCCAUCUCUUGGUCGUUCCUUCUGGCGCCGCUGCUCGGCGAAUACCUCCCAUCCUUCCUCGCCAGUGCUCUAGGGGUGAAAGAUGCGGCUGGCAAAGAUGCAUGGCGCGGUGCUUUGAAGCGUCCGGACCUCCCUGCUCCGAAGAAGCUUCUAUCUACCGCCGUGCACGUUCUCUCCGUGCCUGGGACAACGGUGCAGAGAGUCCUCAAGACCUGUCGAGAGCACAAAGCGCGAAUCACUGGCCUACUCAAUUAUGUUGUCGCCCAUGCUCUUGCGCAAACCUUGGCGAAGCAUGGUGAACACCACAACACCUUCGUGGUGCAGACGGCAAUGGAUCUCAAGAAGUUGAUUCCAGGAGCGGAUGGACAGAUGGCCAACUACGUCUCCGCUAUGGAGGAAAGGCUCAGCGUACCUUCUACGACGGACAACGCAGAGCUGGAUUGGGAAGCGGUAAGGAAGAGCACUGAUCUCCUUGCUCAGAAAUCGAGCACGCUUGCCGACCAGCCCAUUGCUUUGCUCAAGUAUCUAUCGAAUAUCCGUGCAUGGGUCCUCAAAAAGGCGCAACAACCUGCGGAGGCAGCUUUUGAGAUGAGUAAUUUGGGUGUAUUUGAUGGGGGAGCUCCGAUGACGAGCGUCUGGACUGUCACAGACAUGGUCUUUUCGCAGUCGGCGGAUGCUACGAGUGGCGCGCCUGUGAAUGUCAAUGUUGCCAGCGUCAAAGAUGGAGCUCUGAAUAUCACGGUGACUUGGUGGCCAGGAAUGCUGGGCGUAGAUGACGAACAAGGGUUUGUAGCGGAAGUCUGCGCAUCGAUUGAGGAUCAACUAGAGCGGAUAGAGUGAUAAUGGUGAAGAGUUGAUUACAACAACCAUGGUGU